AUGUCCUGCCAGUGGAGGGUGAGUGGUGCUGUCGGCUUGGAUCACGAACGGCUCCUGCAGCUGGUCUGUGUGGAUGUAGUCAUAGGCUUGGAGAAUUUUAUUUGGUCCCUUGGUGAUGGAGGAGGGAUGGUGAAGACAGCUAGAGGGCUGUCUCCACGUGGUGAUGUGGUGAUGUCCUGCCAGUGGAGGGGGAAGCACUAUCAUAGUAAACUACAGAGGGGUACACAGGAUAUAUUGGCUACAGUGUCUCCAAAGAACCCAGAACAGAAGAUUAUUAAACGAGUGAUUGGUCUGGAAGGAGAUAUUGUAAAAUCAGCUGGACACAAGACAAAAUUUGUCAAAAUUCCCAAUGGACAUCUGUGGGUGGAAGGUGACCACCGUGGGCACAGCUUCGACAGUAAUGCUUUUGGACCAGUUUCACUUGGUCUUCUGCAUGCACAAGCCACUCAUAUCCUGUGGCCACCGCAACGAUGGCAAAAAUUGAAGCCAGUUCUACCUGAAGAACGAAAACCAGUCUACAUAGACGAUGACUGA
Molecule: messenger RNA, 534 nt
Organism: Nanorana parkeri
Lineage: Eukaryota; Metazoa; Chordata; Amphibia; Anura; Dicroglossidae
Gene: IMMP2L
Product: inner mitochondrial membrane peptidase subunit 2
Exons: 5
Coding region: 1-534 (177 amino acids)
Biological process (GO): mitochondrial respiratory chain complex assembly
Cellular component (GO): membrane; mitochondrial inner membrane peptidase complex
Molecular function (GO): serine-type endopeptidase activity
Source: RefSeq, a predicted model, not a curated record